AAGUUGUUUCUCACAAUAGUAUAACACAUCAAUUUCAAGCAAUUAAAUUUACAAAAAGAGUAGUAUAAUCCAUGGGUUCUCUAACUGUUUCCCACAAACUUCCCAUAAUUGAUUUCACAAAGGAGAAUUUGGAACCAGGCACAAAUUCAUGGUCCAAGACACGUAAAGAAGCUGUUUGUGCUCUUGAAGAGUACGGUUGUUUUGUAGCAUUGUACGAUCAAAUUUCAUUAAAGAUCCAUAAUGAUGUUUUUCAAUCACUAGGAAAGUUAUUUGAUCUUCCCACUCAGACUAAAGUCCAAAAUAAGUCUAGCAAACCUUUGUAUGGUUAUGUUGGCCAAAUCCCAUUUAUUCCUCUCUAUGAGAGCAUGGGCAUUGAUAACGCCAAUACACUCGAAGGCAUCCAAAAUUUCACCAAUUUCAUGUGGCCUAACGGGAACAAUGUUUGCAGUCAAGCUUUGUUAGCAUACUCGAAAGCAGCAGCAGAACUAGAAGAAAUGGUGGUGAGAAUGGUUUUCGAGAGCUAUGGUGUAGAGAAGUACUAUGAUUCUCACGUCAAAUCAGUGAACUAUCUAGCUAGAGUAAUGAAAUAUAGAGAAGCCCAAGAACAAGAAGCAAAACUGGGAUUUGUUGCUCAUACGGACAAGAGCUUCAUGUCAACAAUUCAUCAGAAUCAAGUUAAUGGUUUGGAGAUCAAAAGGAAAGACGGUCAGUGGUUCGGAGUUGAGCUUUCCCCUUCCUCCAUCGUCGUCAUGGCUGGCGACGCAAUCAUGUCAUGGAGCAACAAUAGGAUAAAAUCUCCGCAUCAUAGAGUGAUGAUGGAAGAGACAGGAGCAAGAUACUCUAUUGCACAAUUUUCUUUCAUGGAAGAUUCCGUAAUGGUUGAAACACCAAAAGAGUUGGUUGAUGAGGACCACCCUUUACAAUUCAAGUCAUUCAACCAUCUUGAUUAUCUUCAUUUCUUUAGCAAAGAAGAGAACAGAAGGCUCGAAUGUGCUCUCAAAACCUAUUGUGGUGUUUGACCUGCAAAUUAAAUUACUUGUACAUUUUAAUUUCAAGGAGAUAAAAGAGGGGAAAAAAGAAAAAAAAUAAGUUUCAGCUGGUUUAUAAUUAAGUUUCAGUGAAUAUGAUUUGGUGUAAAUAUUGAUUGCGAAUAAGUUUCUUACCAUGAGGUUCAUAUCUCUAUGUAAUUUUUCAAAUAAAAUUGGCACAAAAUUUGGGAA
Molecule: messenger RNA, 1220 nt
Organism: Lycium ferocissimum
Lineage: Eukaryota; Viridiplantae; Streptophyta; Magnoliopsida; Solanales; Solanaceae
Product: probable 2-oxoglutarate-dependent dioxygenase AOP1
Exons: 3
Coding region: 72-1019 (315 amino acids)
Molecular function (GO): dioxygenase activity
Source: RefSeq, a predicted model, not a curated record